This is a messenger RNA of Fusarium redolens, 903 nucleotides long. RefSeq names its product ferritin-like domain-containing protein. The record is from RefSeq and is a predicted model, not a curated record. Lineage: Eukaryota; Fungi; Ascomycota; Sordariomycetes; Hypocreales; Nectriaceae. Bases 1 to 903 code for a protein of 300 amino acids. The transcript has 3 exons.
AUGCACUUCUCUACUGCCCUUCCUAUCCUGGCCGCUGGCCUCGUCUCUGCUGCCCCGGCCAUUCAGAAGCGUGCUUCCGAGCUCAACGAUGGAGUCAUCCUCAACUAUGCCCUUACUCUCGAGCACCUGGAGGACAACUUCUAUCGUCAGGGUCUUUCCAAUUUUACUGAGAAGGACUUUGCGGAUGCUGGUUACGACUCUACCUUUUAUAACAACAUCAAGAAGGUCUCCUCUGAUGAGACUUCGCAUGUUGACUUCCUCACCAAGGCUCUCAAGGCGGCUGGUGUCACACCUGUCCAGGAGUGCACGUACUCCUUCGGCGUCACAGAUGUCAAGUCCUUCCUCGCAACCGCCUCCGUCCUCGAGGGUGUCGGCGUCUCAGCUUAUCUCGGCGCCGCAGCCGACAUCAUGAGCAAGACCUACCUCACCGCCGCCGGGUCCAUCCUCACCGUCGAGGCCCGUCACUCAUCUUACAUCCGCGCUGGUCUUAAGCAAGCCCCCUUUGCCCAGCCCUUCGAUGCUCCUCUGAGCUACAACGAGGUCUACUCUCUUGCCUCAGGCUUCAUCACCGGUUGCCCUAAGGAGAACCCUGCUCUCCCCGUCAAGGCUUUCCCUGCCUUGGCUGCCUCUGCUUCUGGUAGUGAGAUCAAGACUGGUGAUACCGUUACUCUUCAGACACCUGGUUAUACCCUCGAGGGCGCUAAGGGCCAGAGUGUCUACGCUGCUUUCAUCGCCGUGACUGGCCCAACAUUCGUUGAGGCCAAGGCUGUUGACGGUGGUUUCUCCGUUGAGAUUCCUGAAGGCUUUGCUGGACAGACAUACGUUGUCCUCACUGGCUGCAAGGAUGUUGUCUCUGAUGAUACCGUCGCUGCUGGUCCUGCUAUCAUUGAGAUCUCCAGCUAA